AUGGCCUCAGACGCGCGGCUCCCACCGGAGCGGUCGGCCUCGGAGGAAAGCGCCUUGMAGAGCUCUGGGGGAUUUAGCCUUCUCCCGCCUUCUCCUAGCAAAGCCUCUCCUGCCGCGCCGCCGACCUCCAGCGAGUUGCAGGCGAUCCUCAAGCCUAGGGCGGCGUCCUUCUCCGCGCCGUCGGCGAGCGGACCCCUGCUGUCCCAGCACCCGGCAGCGGUAGCUCAGCAAGCCGCAGGCGGGGUCCGUGCUACCGCUCCGGCCGCGUCCCCGCCACCCACACAGCAGUCCUCCCAGCGCGAUCAUGGUGUGCCCUCCGACUGGAGUGGCCUGUUGGACGAGCGCAGGCUGCUCGUUCACCUGCAUCUGGCCCAGCUUCGCGAAGAACGUCUGUGGAGGGGCGGCAACCUCCAGGCUGAGAUCUGCAAUGACUUCCAGAAAGUCGUGUUGUGGCUCCUGAAACGUGAGAACAUCUUUCACUUCUCUCAGACCACUUUUAACCUGGCUUUCACCAUCCUCAACCGCCUCCUGGUUUCAGCGAAGAUAAAAAGGAGGUUACUCCAAGUUAUCACAAUUACCUCCUUGAGACUUGCUGUAAAAAUGAAUGAAGAGGAGGAGUUGAUUCCACGCAUAAAAGACUUCAUAAAGCACUAUGGCUUUGGCUACACCCCGAAUGAGCUGCUGAGGAUGGAGCUGGCUAUUCUGGACAGACUGCACUGGGACCUACACACUGGGACGCCGCUGGAAUUCUUGACUAUAUUCCACUCCCUGGUGGUCCUGAGCCGGCCCCAUGUGGUGGAGCUGCUGCCUCAGAGGAAUCCUUCCCUCCACGUCGCGUCCCUGACCAGGCAGCUGCAGCACUGUAUGGCGGGCCACCAGCUGCUGCAGUUCAAGGGCUCCACACUGGCUUUGGUCAUCAUCACCUUAGAGUUGGAGAGGCUCAUGCCCGACUGGUGGACUCCUAUAUCUGAUCUGCUAAAGAAAGCACAGGUAGACAUCAACUUUCAGUACAGCUGCUGCAAGGAACUUGUAAAGCAGCACCUGGGAAGUUUGAAUCAGCCUCCCGCAUAG
Molecule: messenger RNA, 1071 nt
Organism: Urocitellus parryii (Arctic ground squirrel)
Lineage: Eukaryota; Metazoa; Chordata; Mammalia; Rodentia; Sciuridae
Source: RefSeq, a predicted model, not a curated record